ACCUGCAAGGUGUGUAGAGGACAUCUGUAAUGAAUGACAGCGUGCAUGCGCAAGUGAGUGGCAAGAAGCAGCAUCUGCAUUAAUACUGGUGACAAUAAAAACAUACCAGCACCGAAACCCUGAAAUUCAUAUAAUUCAAAACCUCUGGAAAACCACUGGUGUUACUAUGGACGCACCCACAGAAAUCUGGCAUACACAGGUAGAAGUAGAGGAAGAGGCAGAUUCCACACUGGAAUGUUCCAUCUGCUUCACCAGAUAUGACAACAUUUUCAAAACCCCAAAGGUCUUACAGUGUUCACACACGUUCUGCUUGGAGUGUGUGGCAAGACUGGUGGCUGCCCUCCCACCCGAAAGCCAAACAGACAAAGUCUUAUGCCCUUUUUGCCGUCAACCCACCCCGAUACCACAGGAGGGGGCCCCAGCUCUGCAAACCAGCCAAGAACUUUUAGCCAACCUACCAGCCCACCUACAACAUGAAGAGGCUGUUUGGAUUGAAGGCAACAAACUCUGUUACAAACAUCACCCAGACUCAAACUCAGACUCCAGCCAGAGUGACUUGUGCAUCUGUGUGGACAUUGGGUUGAGCAAAAAGGACACUCCUUCGGUGGAGAGGCGGCAGACGGGACUGAGGGGCUUUUGCUGUGGCUGCAGCGAUUGGAAGAGACUUCUCCUCAUUGUCUUCAUGAUAAUAGUUUUGUUCUGCAUCCUCCUUUGGCCAGUUCAAUGUAUCCUUAAGACGGGGAAUCUAAGAUGUACCAAUGACUUUGUGCCCAAUAAGCAACCUAGUCCUACAUUCCCUGUGACCAAUGGAAAAUAA
This is a messenger RNA of Spea bombifrons (plains spadefoot toad), 817 nucleotides long. RefSeq names its product ring finger protein 223 (gene RNF223). The transcript is spliced from 2 exons. NCBI's taxonomy places the organism in Eukaryota, Metazoa, Chordata, Amphibia, Anura, Pelobatidae. Gene Ontology annotation, molecular function: ubiquitin protein ligase activity. Gene Ontology annotation, biological process: protein ubiquitination. Bases 167 to 817 code for a protein of 216 amino acids. The record is from RefSeq and is a predicted model, not a curated record.